Messenger RNA from Peromyscus eremicus (cactus mouse), 834 nucleotides. RefSeq names its product large ribosomal subunit protein eL21-like. Gene Ontology annotation, molecular function: structural constituent of ribosome. Gene Ontology annotation, cellular component: cytosolic large ribosomal subunit; ribosome. The transcript has a single exon. NCBI's taxonomy places the organism in Eukaryota, Metazoa, Chordata, Mammalia, Rodentia, Cricetidae. The record is from RefSeq and is a predicted model, not a curated record. Gene Ontology annotation, biological process: translation. Bases 302 to 760 code for a protein of 152 amino acids.
GUUGAUUGCAGCAGUCUGGGGACAGCAAUUAGACAUGCUAUCAAGAGCCAUCAAUAUGUUCAUACUCUUUGGUCUUGUCAUUUCUUCUGUCAAAAACUGUCCCUAUGAGGAAUAAGUAUGUGUGCAUGUAUGUGUAUAUACACUCAGAUACUUAAUAUUAUUUAAAUAUUUGGCAGUAUCCUAAAUUUCUAAUAACACUGAAAAUAAGACUGUAUGACUAUCCAAAAGAAUAUUUUGCUGCCUUGAAUAAUAAGAGCACUGCUUUUUGGCAGCAGUAGCCAUCUUUCAGUAACUCGCCAAAAUGACGAACACAAAGGGAAAGAGGAGGGGCACCCGCUGUAUGUUCUCCAGGCCUUUUAGGAAACAUGGAGUUGUUCCUUUGGCCAUGUACAUGCAAAUAUACAAGAAGGGUGAUAAUAUAGACAUUAAGGAAAUGGACACUGUUCAAAAAGGAAUGUCCCAUAAGUGUUACCAUGGCAAAACCAGAAGAGUCUACAAUGUCACCCCAGCAUGCCAUGGGCAUCAUUGUAAACAAGUUAAGGGCAAGACUCUGGCUAAGAGAAUUAAUGUGCAGAUUGAGCACAUCAAUUUUUCUGAGCUGAGGAUCAAACCCAGGGCCUUGAGCUUGCUAGGCAAGCGCUCUACCACUGAGCUAAAUCCCCAACUCACAUCAAGCACUCUUAAGAGCAAAGACAGCUUCCAGAAGUGGGUGAAGGAAAACGACCAGAAGAAAAAGGAAGCCAAAGAGAAAAGCACAUGAGUUCAGCUGAAGUGCCAGCCUGCUCCACCCAAAGAAGCACACUUUGUAAGGACUAACAGGAAGAAGCCUGAGCU